AUCUCUUGCUGUCGCCAGGGAAACGGGCUGACCCCCUUCCCCCCCCCGGGCAGCUCCCCCCUUUCUCUUGUCCGGGGAGGGGAGGGGGGCUUUCCCCAUUGAGGCAGCCGCCCCCUAUUCAGGCGCUCUCCCUCCCUCCCCCCCCCCCAAUAUCUGGGGCCUAUUGUGGGCACAGCUGUGCAGCCCCCUCGGAAGCCGGCGGCCCCAGAGGCGGGCAGAUAAAGCCAGGGACGGGGCUGGCACCGAGACCCCCUGAAAGGAGCCUUGGGGGGCUGCGCCGCCCCCUCCCCGGGCGAAAUCGUGGGAGGGGGGCACACGCGUCUCCCACCCCCACCGCCACCGCCACCCCCCGGCACUUCUGAAGGCGUCGGAGUUGGUUUCUUUUCCUGGGAUGAAACUUGGUUCUGGGACCGGCGUGGGGGCCUUUCGGGGACUUCUGCCUGGAGUUGCGGGGGGGGGGGCGCUGAAGAAGGUCAGGGGGGGGGCAUCCGCAGGUGGGGCCCAGGGAGAUGGCGGGGGCGGGGGCUGCCGGGGGAGGGUCGAGGCUUCGGGCUGGGGGCUGGGGGGGGGAGGGCAGCCUCGGAUGGACGGAGGACCGGCGACAGCGACCGACCCCCGCGUGCGGCAGGAUGGCCCCGUUGGGGGGGCGAAGAGGCCCGGAGCGCCCGCACGAGAAGCGCCCGCAGAUUUUGAACCCUGGAACAUCUGGAAGCAGAAAAGGGGCAUUUUGACCCCGAGGCUGCAACCCAAGAAAGCCUCUGCUACCCUAAAGGCAUCAGCUUCUGGAGUGACACAGAACUCUUCUUUUGCCGGACUGCGAGAAACAAACUUCGGAACAUGUGGAGAGCCAGCGUGGCGUAGGGUUAAGAGCAGCUCAUUCUCCAGUAGAGAAAAAUACAACCAGCUACAACAGAGGAAGACCCUGGUUUAAAUUUCACCUUUGCUCUGGCCGCCACACGCAGCAGGUUCAGGCAGGCCGCAAUAUGGGGAUCACAGCGACGGCUCGCUCUGCUGCACAGGGACAGCGUCAACUGAACUGGAGGUUUCGCGGCAAGAGUUGAGGCUCACGGGUCCAGCUUCGGGGCAGGUGCAAAUGGCUGAGAAGCACACGGUUGCAUUGCAAUUAAUUAGCAGGGCAAAUAAUAGAAUGGGGUGCAAAUGAGUUGUUUUGUAAAACUUUACUAGAUAACAAACAAGUGUAGGAACAGAAAAGUGCUCAGCCUGGGUGUCAGUGCAGUCUAUCUGUGCCUGUGGGUGUCUCUCUCUGGAAGAAGAAAGCAGAGAUGUUUUCCCAGAAGCUCACCUGAUUCCAGGCAUCUGACUGCAGCAGUUAACCCUUGCUUGACUGAAUGAA
Messenger RNA from Sphaerodactylus townsendi, 1354 nucleotides. RefSeq names its product voltage-dependent calcium channel gamma-8 subunit-like. The record is from RefSeq and is a predicted model, not a curated record. Bases 392 to 931 code for a protein of 179 amino acids. The transcript has 3 exons. NCBI's taxonomy places the organism in Eukaryota, Metazoa, Chordata, Lepidosauria, Squamata, Sphaerodactylidae.